Messenger RNA from Ricinus communis (castor bean), 1140 nucleotides. Its product is annotated as expansin-A4. The record is from RefSeq and is a predicted model, not a curated record. Gene Ontology annotation, cellular component: extracellular region. Bases 86 to 934 code for a protein of 282 amino acids. Gene Ontology annotation, biological process: plant-type cell wall organization. NCBI's taxonomy places the organism in Eukaryota, Viridiplantae, Streptophyta, Magnoliopsida, Malpighiales, Euphorbiaceae. The transcript is spliced from 3 exons.
CAGGGCUCUAGCAGAAAUAAAAACAAAAGAAAAAAAUAAAGAAUAAGAAGAACAAGAACUGCCAAGUUGUUGUGCCGAAGCAGAAAUGGCUUUGCCUUUGAGAGCCUUAUCUGCUACGUUGUUGUCAUUGCUUUUAGCCAUUGCAUUGGCUGAUUAUUGCCAUGCACACUCUGUUCACCAUGCAAUUGGACGACAUGGCCACCAUUUUAAGUCUCCAACUCUCAAACAUCACCGUCCUAAGUUCAAGCCAGGGCCAUGGAUCAAAGCUCAUGCUACCUUCUACGAUGGUAGCUCCACCAGUUUUGGAGGAGCAUGUGACUACAAAGACGUUGUAGCUUCAGGGUACGGCUUGAACACAGUGGCAGUAAGCGAUGUUCUAUUCAAAAAUGGACAAGCCUGCGGUGCUUGUUAUGAACUGAGAUGUGUAGAUAACCCUCAAUGGUGCAAGCUAGGGCAGCCAUCUCUCAUCGUUACGGCAACAGACCGUUGCCCGCCCAAUCCAUCUCAACCAAGUGAUAAUGGUGGUUGGUGCAAUCCACCUCGUGAACAUUUCGACAUAGCCAAGCCUGUCUUCAACCAACUUGCUGACUAUGUGGCUGGCGUUAUUCCUGUCAAAUACCGCAGGGUUCCAUGCCAGAAGCAUGGAGGAAUCAGGUUCACAAUACUGGGGAAUCCUUGGUUCUACCAGGUUAUAGUGUGGAAUGUUGGUGGAGCUGGAGAUGUCACUAGCGUGGAAGUGAAGGGCAAUAAAAAGGUGAAGUGGACCCAAAUGCAACGCGAUUGGGGUGCCACCUGGAAAACCAAUGCUAUUUUGCAGGGUGAGUCGCUGACCUUCAGGGUUAGAGCAAGUGAUGGCAGAUCCUCAACUUCUUGGCAUGUUGCCCCUAAGAACUGGCAAUUUGGUCAGACCUUUGAGGGUAAGAACUUCAAGUAGAGUAUUAGAACAAGUCAAAAAAUUUCAUAGACAGACUAAUCCUUGUCCUCUUAAGUCAUUAUCAUGUACACUAGCAUUAUAUUCUACUACUACACUGAGUAUUGGUGCAGUAGCCACCUGUUCAUGUGCCAGUGUGGCGGACAGGGAUGAUGUUUAAUAGCCUGUAAUGUUUAUAUAACUCAGCUAUGUUUCUAUUGUCUUCUCCA